Messenger RNA from Hibiscus syriacus, 1282 nucleotides. Its product is annotated as palmitoyl-protein thioesterase 1-like. Gene Ontology annotation, molecular function: thiolester hydrolase activity. Gene Ontology annotation, cellular component: intracellular membrane-bounded organelle. The transcript has 13 exons. Lineage: Eukaryota; Viridiplantae; Streptophyta; Magnoliopsida; Malvales; Malvaceae. The record is from RefSeq and is a predicted model, not a curated record. Bases 55 to 1089 code for a protein of 344 amino acids.
AAAGAAAUAGAAACAUUAUCUCAGAAAAAUUAAUUAAAACGAUAUAAAUAUUUCAUGGCUUUUCCCUCUAAAUUCCUUGCCUUUAUCUCCUUUCUUGUAUUUAUUACGAUCACCCCAUUUUCUCAUUCGAUCCCCUUCAUUGUUAUCCAUGGGAUCGGAGAUCAGUGUGCCAAACGUGGAGUCAAACGGUUCACUGAACUUCUCACUAACUUUUCUGGUUCUGAAGGAUAUUGUUUAGAAAUUGGAGAUGGGACAUGGGAUUCUUGGUUUAUGCCUCUGGAAGAACAGACAAAUGUGGUUUGUGAGAAGGUUAAACAAAUGAAAGAACUGAGUAAUGGUUACAACAUAGUUGGUCUCUCCCAGGGUAACUUGAUAGCCUGGGGCGUUAUCGAGUUUUGUGAUGGUGCACCACAGUCUGGUUUUCUGUGCCUGAUUGCGGACAAGCUAAUCAAGUCGGAGAUAUACAGCGACUAUAUCCAGGCUCAUUUGGCACCAAGUGGUUAUCUAAAAUUGCCGAACGAUAUACUUCAUUAUUUGGAAAAAUGUCAAUUUCUUCCGAAGCUUAACAACGAACUUCCGGACGAAAGAAAUUCUACUUAUAAGGAAAGGUUCACUCGCUUGCAAAACUUGGUACUUAUCAUGUUUGAGCAUGACACUGUUUUGAUACCGAAGGAAACCUCUUGGUUCGGAUUUUACCCAGAUGGAGCCUUCAAGCCGGUCAUUCGGCCUCAAGAUACAACGCUUUACACCGAGGACUGGAUCUGUUUAAAAACCUUAGACGACUCCGGAAAGGUCCACUACAUUAAUGUCUCGGGAGGUCAUCUCGGAAUCUCCAACGACGAUAUGAAAAAACAUGUUGUACCUUUCUUGAAGGAUCAAGAUUCAAUGGCAGAUAGCGUUCGGAGUAGUUAUGUCGAAGUUCAUGGACCUCAUCGUAAGGUCAUGGUGAACCAUAAGAGAAAGCAAGCAGUGCCUUUGUUGCAGGAAAAAGCUCCAUCUGAACUCAUACUCGAUGGAUCACCAUCGUACCGGUGGCCCCCGUCGGUCCAAAGCUUCAUCAUGGAAUUACUUGGAUUUACUGAAGAUUAAGCCAUAUCCUUAUCUUUGAUUUACAGAGUAUUAUUUGAAUCAAUUCAGUAUGGUUAUUAAAUGAUCAUCUCCACGUUGGUUUGAAAUUAAACUUAAUAGCCUUUCCAGCUUACCCCUUGUAAGGAUAAACCCGAAUACUUUAGCAUAUCAUUCGAUGAAAUUUGUGUUAAUAUAUAACCCGUGUGGUGUCUGC